AUGACUCCGCGCAUCCGCCUACAAGACGAGGAACACUACGAGAAGCUUUGCGGAGAGAUUAACUCUGUCAUCAAGAUCAAAGUUUUCCCCAGAGGUCCAGUAGAUUAUGGGAAACUGUGCCGCGCGGAAAAUCGGACAUAUCUCUGGGUAGAGCUUGUUAUUGCGUGCAUUCAAACAAUAUUCUGGCGGGAGCCUAGCCAGAGAAAGCAGGUUAUCCCAUCACUGCCGGGUUCUGUGAGUGAAGCAUACGCAAAAAUCCUCGAAGGGGUGUCAAGAACCGAUAUCCCUCGAGUGAAAAGGGCCGUCCAGAUAAUUGUGGCGGCAAGGCGGUCUCUAAGUACCAAGGAAAUGGGCAUAGCAGAGCCCAGCAGUUGCACGUCAAGAACAGAUGCAAACGGAACAGCCGCUCUAAUUUGGAGCUCGUGGGCCGGGCAAUACAAUGCCUCAGAGCCGCUGCUGAAAGAAAAAGCAGACGUGAACGUCUCCAGUCCGCUAUACGGCACGCCGCUACUCGUUGCUUCUCUGAAAGAACACAUCAAAGUUGUUAAGCUAUUGCUGGACAAUGGAGCCGAUAUAAACUAA
Aspergillus puulaauensis is the source of this 582-nucleotide messenger RNA. RefSeq names its product ankyrin repeat domain-containing protein. Gene Ontology annotation, molecular function: protein binding. The record is from RefSeq and is a predicted model, not a curated record. Lineage: Eukaryota; Fungi; Ascomycota; Eurotiomycetes; Eurotiales; Aspergillaceae. The transcript is spliced from 2 exons. Bases 1 to 582 code for a protein of 193 amino acids.